AUGGAAAUGCCCAAGACAAGUCCGGGUGUUCAGAGCUCCGGUCGAGUGAAAAAAAUAAAAUCACCCGAUCAGAGUGAAUGCGGUUUUUGUAAACGAGGAAAAAAAAUUGAUCCUGACCUGUCUGGUUUUUCUCAACCGUCGGGCUUGCGAGUGCGGUCUAUACCGACGGUGCUGUUCCAAGUCUUUGGCCCGGUUGGUUGCGUUCGGCGAACAAGUGGUGGACUCGACCAUCGAAUAUCUGUUGUUGUGGUGGUAGUGAUUAGCAGCGACGGUAUUGUUACCAGCGGCUGCGGCGGCAGCAGAUACGGCGGUAUAACUACGGGCGUUGCUGGUAUUUCCACCUGCACCACCGCCGCUGUUGGUGCUGGUGGUGAUGGUGGCGGUAGUGCCUACGCCGUUGUUAGUGGCGGCGGUGGGAGUGGUGAUAGCAGCGGUGGUGCCUUUGGUAUAGGCGGUGGUAGUGCCUCUGGUAAGGGCGGCGGUGGUGCCUCUGGUAUUGGCAGCGAUGGUGCUUUUGGUGUUGGCGGUGGUGGUGCCUUUGGUGUUGUCGGUACUACUACCGUGGUCGUAGUUAGCGUUGGGUAUGACUACGGUGUCAGCGGAGCAAUUGGAGCGGUUGCUGUUGGAUCUCCGGAGCAUUCGCAACAUAAUAAACGCGCGACGGGAUGCAGUGACUAUUCGGCGGCGGUGAACGGACACCCACCCAGCGUCAACGAAACAUCAACAAAAAUCCGUCCGGCAGACUAG
Molecule: messenger RNA, 747 nt
Organism: Myzus persicae (green peach aphid)
Lineage: Eukaryota; Metazoa; Arthropoda; Insecta; Hemiptera; Aphididae
Product: glycine-rich cell wall structural protein 1.8-like
Exons: 2
Coding region: 1-747 (248 amino acids)
Source: RefSeq, a predicted model, not a curated record